Hippoglossus stenolepis (Pacific halibut) is the source of this 3934-nucleotide messenger RNA. RefSeq names its product solute carrier family 36 member 1 (gene slc36a1). The record is from RefSeq and is a predicted model, not a curated record. Gene Ontology annotation, cellular component: vacuolar membrane. The transcript is spliced from 12 exons. Lineage: Eukaryota; Metazoa; Chordata; Actinopteri; Pleuronectiformes; Pleuronectidae. Gene Ontology annotation, biological process: L-alanine transport; proline transmembrane transport; proton transmembrane transport. Gene Ontology annotation, molecular function: L-proline transmembrane transporter activity; L-alanine transmembrane transporter activity; glycine transmembrane transporter activity. The coding region runs from base 229 to 1674 and encodes 481 amino acids.
CCUCCUCCUCCUCCUCCUCCUGCUCCUGCGCCGCUAAGCUGAGCUCAAUCAGCGGACAUGUUUAUGAAAAUCACUGGUCUGCGGUGACAGCCUCCGGUGAAUCGGACCCGGGACAGAAGACGAGGCCGCUGAGAGGAGCCGUCGAUGCUGGACUCUCUGAUCCGUCAGCAUUAGGAUCUGCGAGGCCGGGAGAGAGACGACCGCUCAGUCGUCCAUAAAACCACCGAAAUGAUGGCCUCCAGCGACGUGGACACCCGAGGGGAAGGGCCUUUGUUUUCUGACCAGAAUCCAUCAGAAAUGGACGCUCUGUGUCCCUCACCUCCUGGACCAACCAGACCCCAACGCCACUACGAGAGGAUCGAAGGACAGACAGGAACUUCGUUCUGUCAGACUCUCAUUCACCUGCUGAAGGGGAACAUUGGGACGGGGCUGCUGGGGCUGCCUCUGGCCGUGAAGAAUGCAGGUCUGGUGCUCGGACCAAUCAGCCUCCUGUUCAUGGGGGUGAUCGCAGUUCACUGUAUGAGGCUGCUGGUCACAUGUUCUCACCACCUGAGUGCAAAGGUGAACCGGCCGUCUCUCACCUACGGCGAGGCGAUGCAGCACGGGAUGGAAAACGUGUCGUGGCUCAGGAGACAUUCCCACUGGGGAAGACGAACGGUGAACACGUUCCUCAUCAUCACGCAGCUCGGCUUCUGCUGCGUCUACUUCGUCUUCCUCAGCGACAACGUCAAACAGGUGGUGGAAGCGGCCAACGCCACCACCUUCAACUGCUACAUGAACUACACCAAUCAGACGCAGGUCGUGGUGCCGAGCUUCAACUCUCGCCUCUACAUGCUCUGCUUCCUGCCCGCCUUCGUCCUGCUGGUCUUCACCCCCAACCUGAAGUACCUGGCCCCCUUGUCCCUGGUGGCCAACCUGGUCAUGUCAGCCAGUCUGGUUCUCAUCUACUUCUACUCCAUCACGAACAUCACAGACCCCACCAACCUCCCAAGAGUGGGCCGAGCUAAAGACUACCCCCUCUUCUUCGGGACGGCCAUCUUUGCCUUUGAGGGGAUUGGAGUGGUUCUUCCCCUGGAGAACAAGAUGCACAGGCCUCAGAGUUUCACCCUGGUUCUGUACGUCGGGAUGAGCAUCGUCACCUUCCUCUACAUCAGCCUGGGCACCAUCGGAUAUCUGUGCUUCGGAGAGCACAUAGUGGGGAGCAUCACUCUCAACCUGCCAAACUGCUGGACUUACCAGGCCGUGAAGCUUCUCUACUGCUUUGGCAUCUUCAUCACCUUCGCCCUGCAGUUCUACGUUCCAGCAGAGAUCCUCAUCCCGCCAGUGCUGGCCCGCGUCUCACAGAGAUGGGAGACGGCCGUCGACCUUCUACUUCGCACCGUCCUGGUCAUCUUCACAUGCGCCCUCGCCGUCCUGAUACCGGAGCUGGACCUGGUCAUCUCGUUGGUCGGCUCGGUCAGCAGCAGCUUCCUGGCGCUGAUCUUCCCCCCGCUCCUGCAGAUCGUAACUUUUUACCCCGAAGGCCUGUCGCCCCUGACGACCGCCAAGAACACGGUCAUCAGCAUGGUGGGUCUGAUCGGCUUCCUCACGGGCACGUACGCCGCCAUUGAGCAGAUCAUCACCCGGAACGGACUCAAACACGAAGAGACGUUGUCCUCCUACAUGGUGCAGUGAGGAGGAGCAGCGAGGAGGAGCUGUGACUCUCGGCAGGUGGGGCUGAACCACCGGGACAUUUUAGGGCACAUUUUAAGGUUUUGCUGCUGUUGGACACCGCAGCGUUUUAGGAUCAGUCUCUGACGUGUUUAGGCCGCUUGACGCUGUGUGACGCUCGAUGUCGUGUUUCAUUCUGUCACCGCUGAACUUCAGUGUCCUGCAACUACUCACAGCUCGUCAAGUACAGCCUCUUAGUGCAACUUCAUGACAACAAUAUGAUGCUUAAGGCUAAAUAAUUCCUUCGUGUACAGAAUCAAGGGGUUUUCGGGGUUCAGCCUGAAUAUAUAUAUAUAUAUGUUUUUAAAUAUUUCCGUCAGAAAAUCAAACUACCUCACAAACUGGUAUCGAUUUGGUCUUUUAAAACGUUUCCAAAACCCCUUCAGCCCAAACAGCGUCUCGCUUAGAUCUUUUCUCGUUGAACUAAUCAUACAGAAAUAAGUUUUUAAAAACAAUCUUCAUGUUGCGUUGCACUUUAAUUCAUGCCUUACUCUGUGAACCAGAACGACUCUGAGGGUAGUUUAGGCACAAACUGUAAAUCAUUUAACUGAAGAAUCAGAACAAAACUACGACGAAGUAUAAGGUCACUUAAAUGGAAUUACCACGGGGACUAAGAGAAUAAAGCCCUAGUAUUACAAGAGUAAAAUUUCUGAUAUUACAAGAAUUAAGUCGAUCCAGAGAAGUGAAACUCCAGCGAGCACAGAUUCUCCUCGACCCUUAUUUCUCAAAAUAUAACUUUUCUCAUCACAUCACACUUUAUUCUUUGUUACGACCUUAUUCUUGAUUUUUUUCUGGGCCUAAUAUUCCGUCUAACAAACAGUGCCGGGUAUCAAAACGGUUCUGAAUUUGAAUCCAGUUCUACAUGAAUCAGAACAUUCAAUCUUUUGCCUUGUGCGUUUCACUUUAUCAGAUCCUGACAGUGAGUAAAUCUCACUGACCAAAGGAAAACAGAGGAUUCCUUAUCGUGUAAUUCAGACUUGUGUGUCUCAUAAGUAGGAUUAUGAUGAUAAUAUGAGCUUCGUCUAAUAAUAACACAAAUAUACAAACUUUACUUUGAUCAUGUUAUCUGUGGAUACGUAACGGACUGUAAACACGUCUCUACUUCAUCCCACUGUACAAAAAGAAGCCAAAAAUAUCUUGGAUACAAAACGUGACCCCAGAUUUAGUAGUUUGGUCCUGGUCCCAUCCACUCACAUGGAGGAGGCAGAGUUUAUGACCAGUACUGCAGCCAGCCACCAGAGGGUGAUCCAGAUGUUUUGGCUUCACUUUUUCAGGAUGCGUCAUGUCGUCCAUCUUAAUUUUCAGUCUCUGGUCCAGAUGUUGUGGUCGGGUCGUUUAAAAACAAAAAAAGGGAAGUUUCUUAAAUGUUUGUUUAAUUUGUUUUUUUUUUGUUUAUCCUUGAGAUUAACUUUAAUAAUCAGACACAUCUGCAUUAAGUGAGAAAUCAAAACGCUGCUUUAAAAAGGAAAAACUACUGAUUCACGUAAAAUCGAAAGGAAAAUAAACAACUUUUGACUAAAAAUCUAAAAGAAUAUUUAUAUUUUAUUUUUCAUUUACGUUUUAAAAGCCAGGAUUUCACAAGAAACCCGAUUUUCUAAACCAAACUUUAAUAUAUUUCAGCUUGAACAAGUUCAUCAGUGUUUAUGUGGGGACCUCUUCUGUGUAACAAUUUCUUUUUGGGGGGUUUUCCUGUCUUUAAAACUUUUAUUUUUAUCAUCCGAUUCUUUUUUUAUGUUUAAAUGUAUUUACAAAGAUUCAUUCUGUAUUUUUAAAUAGUUUUUUAUUCACGCAGCAUGCAUUGUUAGAGCUUACAACUAAGUUUAAUUUCAGUUUAAUCACAGACUCUGCAUGUAAUGUAACAUGUAUGUAAAAUAAAACCCAACUUAACGCCGAGCUGGAGGAAUAAGGUUCGUCCUCGUGCUUCAGUAGAACGACGCAGGCAAAACGUGGAACUUGUCACUUUGUCGUUUGUCUUGUUUCUGUCGCAGACGAAUAUUCUGAGAGUCUCGAGUCUCGUGUGUAAAGAUGUGUAACAGCUGAUGGUUUGUGUCACAGCUGAAUUUUAAUUUGUGAAUAUACACGUGUACAAAUGUAAUCUCUGAUGAUGAUGAUGUUCAGUUCUCCACAGAAGACGGAUCUCAUCGAACAGUUCAGUAUUUUUAAAUUUAAACAGUUCAGUCCAUCAAAACCUGUCGCUCAGAGUAAAUAACAGUUAAAGUACCAA